Toxorhynchites rutilus septentrionalis is the source of this 2715-nucleotide messenger RNA. RefSeq names its product sialin (gene MFS9). NCBI's taxonomy places the organism in Eukaryota, Metazoa, Arthropoda, Insecta, Diptera, Culicidae. The transcript is spliced from 7 exons. Gene Ontology annotation, molecular function: transmembrane transporter activity. Gene Ontology annotation, biological process: monoatomic anion transport; transmembrane transport. Gene Ontology annotation, cellular component: plasma membrane. The record is from RefSeq and is a predicted model, not a curated record. The coding region runs from base 565 to 2034 and encodes 489 amino acids.
CGGUACAAUCGGUUCGCUCUCGUGAGUUACGGGCCUUCAGUUGGGCGGUUCGUGGUGCCACGCGACUUGCGCUGAUCACAGAUAGCCUAACGGCGCGAAAAAAAGAGCCUAAAUCGUACGGAACGUGGAAGUGGUCUUAGAAAGUGAGCAGGCAAGUCGCACACAAGUCGUUAAUAGUGCGGUAUUUUCAUGGUUAUCAACAAUUCGCAACGUUUGGACGUGUACCCGCGGUCCCAAGUGACCAACGCGAUUGACGAAACUAAACUCGCAUGUAACUACUUGCUUCGUGAUGAGAUUUUCUAUUCAGUCGGGUAUUGAAGAAGUCACGUUACGAUUCGGACUAGUGAGAUAGCUGCUGCGAGAUAUAUUUUAAACAGAGUGUCAUCAACAAAAAUAAACCCAAUUCCAGAAAGGGGAAGAGUAACAAUGUGGAAUCCCGUGGUGAUUGGUUAGAUAACACUUGUGCCAACACGAACAACAAAAAUAGCACGGAACUUGAUUUCGUGGAACCACCGCUGGAUUUAUUUCCAGAAGUAAACAACGGCUGCCGGACAAUAAAACGAUAUGGAUGUUGCAGAAAGCAGCAAACUGAGCGAUGGAAACCCCGCUCCACUGUGGAUGUUCUGGAAGCGCCGGAGAUACUGUGUCGUGUUUAUGUCGUUCCUCGGGUUCUUCAAUGUGUACGCGUUACGGGUAAAUCUCAGCGUGGCCAUCGUGGCUAUGACGGAGAAUCGAACAGUGGACUACGGAAAUGGUACCAUUGGAUAUGAACAAUACUUCGAUUGGAGCUCCCAGAUGCAAGGAUUUGUGUUGAGUUCAUUUUUCUACGGUUACAUUUUAACACCAUUUCUCGGGGGAUUUAUUUCCAACAAAUUAGGCGGCAAUUAUGUUUUCGGUGUUGGCGUUGGGACAACGGCCUUAUUAACCAUAUUAACGCCACUGGCGACCAAAGGAGGCGUUGGGUUGCUGAUCGCCGUACGAAUCAUCGAGGGUAUCUUCGAGGGCGUAACGUUUCCGUGUAUCCACGCUGUAUGGUCCCGCUGGGCCCCACCGACGGAGCGUUCUCGGAUGGCCUCGAUUGCAUUCGCAGGAAACUAUGCUGGCACCGUAGUGGCCAUGCCGCUCAGUGGUGUGUUCGCCAAUGCAUACGGUUGGGAAAGUGUGUUCUACAUUUUCGGAGUGGUCGGAUGUAUUUGGUUCGUCGCAUGGAUUUUUUUGGUUAAAACUUCACCGGAGGUGGACCCAUGGAUCAGUUCCGACGAAAAGGAGUUCAUUCUCGCCAGCUUGGGUCGAACCGAGGGAAAACCGGAGAAAAUCAAGCAUCCAUGGAAAGGAAUUCUGACUUCAAUGGCGGUGUGGGCACUGGUGGCAUCACAUGUGGCCGAAAACUGGGGAUUUUAUACGCUUCUGACACAGUUGCCAACAUUUUUGAAGGAUACUAUGCAUUUCCAUCUGGAGAAGACUGGUUUCAUCUCUGCCAUUCCAUAUUUGGCAAUGGGGAUCUUGCUGUUCGUGGCCGGCUAUUUGGCUGAUCUUUGUCAGCUCAAAGGCUGGCUCACCACAACUCAGGUCCGUCGCUAUUUCAACUGCGGAGCCUUUUUGGGCCAAACGGUGUUCAUGAUCAUCGGUGCCUUCAUUCUGGAGCCCGGUCCGACGAUUGCCUGCAUCACAAUCGCCGUCGGAAUGGGUGCGUUCGCCUGGUCCGGAUUCGCCGUGAAUCAUUUGGAUCUCUCGCCGAAAAGUGCUGGAGUUUUGAUGGGAAUCUCAAACACUUUCGCGACCAUUCCGGGAAUAGUCAGCCCGAUUGUCACCGGCUACAUUACUGCGAACAAGACGGACGACGAGUGGAGGGUGGUUUUCUACAUUGCCGCUGGAAUUUAUUUGGUCGGAUGCGUUAUCUAUUGGUUCUGGGCGUCGGGUGAACUGCAACCGUGGUCGAUUGAGGCUCAGGAAAAAGCAGCACAAGAGCUGAACGGCCGAAAGAAUGGACACUUUGGAUACGAGAAUAAAAUGAAAAUUGAAGACGAAAUGUGAUAUGUGUGUAUAUAAUGUUGAAUAUCUAACUGUUAAUUAUUUCACAUUCAUGUUUAAUAUGAAUGUUUGGAUUACGUGAGCUACAAAUAGUAUUAGAGUUACCUGUUAUGGAGCAUUAAUAACAAUAAUAAAAUUGUCAAUACACAUGAAUGGCAAAUGUGCUAUUCAAAUUAUAGAAAUCGAGUCGAUAAGAAUUUUGUUCGUUAGCUCUAUUUUACUAUUAUAGAUACCGAGCAAGUCGAUAGCAUUGACCGAAUGGAAGCUAUCGAUACAAAUGUCAUAAUUUUUCGAGCUGUUUGGUUUACUUGCUACAUAUCUCCAGAGAAUUAUUUUGUUUAGGUUUUCGUCCCUGGAUAAAUGCUUAAAAAUUGAAAUUCGAGCUCGGUGGAAGAUGAUCUCGAUUUACACAAUACAAAGUUUUGCUUGGUGUGAUAGUGAUAGUGAUUGUAGCGACAUCUCGAUUCGAUUUAUAUAAUGAGGCCCAAUGUUUUAGUAAAUUCCUGCAACAAUGUGGAUGAGCUGAACAGUGAUUCGUCAAAACAUUCACUCAGCUACUAAAAUAUAAUUAUCGAUCAAGUAAUUUUAGGUUUAAUGAUUCCAGAAAACCUGAACCAUAAGUGAUGUCAGAGAAAGCACAAUAUGGAUGCAGUAACAGCUCAUUCAUUAUGACCCUAAUCUCAC